AUGAUACUUUCUCCAGCAAGUAACUUGCGCUUGGGGUGGCUCAUCCUCGGCAUGUUCUUCAUUUUUGUAGACCCUGAGCUGAUACCCUUAUCCAUCUUCGAUAUUGGUGACCAUCCCUUCUUCAAGGUUCAGCAAUUGGUGAGCUGGCUCUUUUGGCUAUGUGAUGUUUUCGUGUCCUUCUUGAGCGGCUUUGACCGGAAUGGCCGGAUCGAGAUGCGCCCGAUUGUCAUUGCGAGAAAGUACUUGAAAACGAUGUUUCCGAUUGCAGCUUCGCCGCUAAGGAUUGAUGUGGUAAUGUUCGCCUUGGAUGCCUCACUUGGAUCAGAAGCCGGCGCAUUGAGAACGACCCGGAUCAUCCGAUCUUUGAGACUAUUGAGAUUGCUGAGGUUGCUCCGCGUUGGCAAGCUCAGGGCCAUUCUCAAAGCAUGUGAGAAGCGAUUACGCAACCCGUACUCUGUUCUGCUGCUGAAGUUAUCGUCUGCCUUGGCAACAGUUCUAUUGAUCAACCACUUCAUUGCUUGCGGCUGGUACUACGUUGGACUGGAAGGCCACCCCGAUCGAAACUGGAUUCUGCUGUCUGAUCUUGAGGGUUUUCCAUUUGCAGAAGUGUACAUCAGCGCGAUGCAUUGGAGUCUGACCCAGUUCAUGCCAGCCACCAACAACAUUGGUCCAGACAAUGUGUGGGAACGAUUGUUUGCUAUCAUGACAGUCCUUGUGGCCGUGUGCUUGUUCUCAUCCCUGGUGGGCUCGAUUACUGCUGCUGUGGGAUCCUUCCGCGCAGUGCAGGCGGAAAAGAUGAAGCAGGAGCAAGCCGUGGUGGCCUUCUUCGAGGAGAGGAAACUCUCGGCAGAGCUCUUCGAUGAUAUGCGGGAGCACCAAAGAGAAAGCCAGAAAGGAAAAGAGGCAGUUGCAGAUGUCACUACCAAAAUGUCAGACAUCCGGCUCUUCCGCGAGUGCCCAGAGUCACUGAAGCUUCGACUCUCAGAAGAAGUCUUCAUGCCCGCUUUCGACAGCCCGGGAUGGGUUCAAACUGAUAUCCUGACGACCGGCUUCUUGUACAAGGUCUGCCAUACCAUGCGCGAGCAGGUGGAGACACCUGGAAAGGACGUCUUUCUGCCGGAUCAGAUGGCAUCUUUGGCGUUCUUCGUGGCCUCCGGCACCCUGAGCUUCGCCGAGUCACAGGGCACACUGCAGAAGAGGAUAAUUGGCUCAGCUAUGAAGGUGCUUCCAGGCACCUGGCUAUGUGAGCCGGUGCUUUGGGCACAGUGGUUUCAUCGUGGACAGUUCUGGACAACCUCCACGUCCGUCCUGAUGUGCUUGGACAGUGCAAAGUUUGUUGAUUUAGCAGUUGAAGCUGGUGGCAGUACAUAUGAGUUUCUAUUUAUGUUCGGAAUCGUCUACGUUGGGAGGAUUGAGGCUCUAUGUUCUGAAGGCAAGAUUGUGACUGACCUAGGGUUGGAAGCGUCACAGAUGGAUGAUUUGGCAGACCGUUCGCGAAGGUUCCUUUCGGCACAGACCCGGUCGUUGAUGAAACAGAAAUAG
This is a messenger RNA of Durusdinium trenchii, 1542 nucleotides long. The record is from the annotation of a GenBank genome assembly. NCBI's taxonomy places the organism in Eukaryota, Dinophyceae, Suessiales, Symbiodiniaceae.